AUGUCGGACGCGACGACAAGUCGCGUCACGAUUGACGAUGUGCGAGCGCAGACGAUAAAUGAGACUGAAACACAGUUGAAUUCAAUUGUGGCGUCUCAUCGUGAGCACGUCCGCGAGCUGCUAUACCUCGUCCAAACAGCUGAAGCGGAUGCGCAUGCAGCGUCGUACGCUCCGCCAGCGGCGCCGCUUGUGCCUGAUGAGCAUGCUGGGCUGCCGAAACUCGUGCUUCCCAACCAUGCAGCCCAGGAGCUAUCUGCGCGGCUUGCACAAACCAUGAAAUUGCUGCGCGAGAAUGCCACGCGCAACGCUGAAUUAAAAACACCCCUGCCGCCUCCCGACACUGCGACGCAGCUUCCACCACCCCCGGCGCCUCUUUUCAAGGUCCAGUCGCAACCAAAAAAUACGCCGCAUCCCGCGCGUAAUGCAGCCGUGCGUCUACCGCCCUCGCCGAUGCCCCGGCCUGUCGAAUACGAUCAGACGCUGCCCAAUCCCACACCACCACUUACCCUACAAACGCUCGCCCCGAAUCCACUCUCUGUCACGUAUGCUUCUUCCUUACGCCCACUUCCACCAGACCCAUCGCGCCGUGUCACAGGUAUCGGCACAGGCGGUGGGUCCGUGCACCACCGGACAAGGCGCAGCACACAACGACCUGGGCCCAUGGCCAAGCCUGUCAAGGGCACAGCAGGACCAGACCUUUUGCGUUGGCAGGUGCGGAUCCGUGCCUGUCCUAGUGCAAGCUUGGUCCGCAAGGCCAGCAAGUGCCUUUUGACGGGAGACUGGAAAGUCGCGUUUACAGAGCAAAAGUUUUUGCGCGCCAUGAUGCGUAUGGAAGACAUGAAGCAGCAGGGCUUAUGGAGUUUCCGGCAGCCCAAGCGGGUCAAGGGACGGGUUGAGCGCAAGACGCACUGGGACUAUGUGCUGGAGGAAAUGCGGUGGAUGCAGACAGAUUUUCGAGAAGAGCGCAAGUGGAAAUUGGCGAUGGCGUACGAAUUUGCGCAUCAAAUUGCUCAGUGGCAUCGGUCGUCACCUGAAGAGCGGGCUUCGUUAUGCGUUUCGCGACGUCGCGUAGAGCCCAUGCAAUGGGAGGAGCCGGAGCCUGCGCCGGGAUCGGAGCCAGAACCGGCACCGGAGGCUGAGUCGGAGGCGGAGUCUGAUCCCAAAGCCCGAGUCCAAGACGACCCAGCCGACGAACCUAGAGACGAAAAGCCUAGCAACGAGCCGGACAUCGACGUCGAUGCGGAUGCAGAAGGUGAAGACGACUCGCAAGCCAUGCCCCGCCUCACAUACACCGAGCCGCCCGCCAAGGCAGACGAGCCAGCGCAGCCUAUGCGUUCUGACGCUAACAAGGAGACGACGCUGUCGGACAAGCUCCCAUUAGCCCUCGUCACGGCGAUCCGUGCCCCCAUCUUUAGCCUGGAUACGACGGCUACGACUGUAUCGCCAUGGUCGCUGUUAGAGCACCUCGAUCCACAAACGAGCGCUGCGCUCAUGCGCAUGGACGACGCUCCGUCCAUCGAUCCUGAACAACUCGACUUUGACAAGCUAUUUCCGGAACUACCGCCCUACGCGCCACCCAACGCGUCGGACGACCCAGCGUCCCAAAAACGGCGGGACGAGUCGCAGGCGCAAUCAACCCGCCUCGUGCAUGUAUCGCGCCUGUUGGAUGCCAAGCCUAUCCUGGUAAGCACCCUUGAUCCGGCGCGAUAUCGCGAGAAUGGCCAUUGGGUCGAUACGAGCGAGUGGGCUGAGCGUAUGCCACAUGCACCUGAGGUGUCGCCGCCCUAUGUCGCAGGCGUGCCGCCUGGGUCCCUGCUGUUUUCACGACGCGCAGGCAAAGCACCUCGAGAAUCGAUGGCCGGCCCUCGUAUACCCACCGCACCUGCCCAUCCAGACGCACGCGUGCAACAACUGUCGUGGUCGAGUGAGCAGGAUGCGUUUGUGCAGGCGCUCGCCAAGCAGUACCACGACCAUUGGUCCCUGGUGGCCGAUCUGUUCAAUGCAGCAUGUUUUGUCAUUCCCACAGAGAAGCGCACGGCAUGGGACUGCUACGACCGAUGCCAAUGGCUCGCCACCGCCGCCGAUCAGCGGCCCUCCCGUCCAGCGCCCCGUGACAGCAAACAAGCGUACCGGCAGCACUUGCUGGAUAUGAUGCGCAAAUGGGCCAAGCGGCGCGAGCAAAUCCAGCGGCAGGCAGCGGCGAAUGCAGCGGCGAAUGCGUCCAUGGAGCGAGCGAAUCUGACGGCCCACGAUACGCACACCCAGGUCAAGAUGACAACGACACCGACGCCCCAGGCUCUGAGUGCGCUCAAGGCCGAGCGUGAUCAGGCGGCGAUUCGGCAGUUCUUUGAGCAGCAGCGCGCGGCACAGUUUGCGUACGCUCAGCAGCAGCAGCGCCUGCAGUUGGUUCAGGCGCAGGCGGCACAGGCCAACGACGACCCCCAUCGCAAGGCAGCGGCUGUGGCCAUGUCGGCCAGCGCCAGCGGUGCAGCACCCGCGGCGGGUGUGGCAGCAGCUCAGUCGCCCUCGGCGGCAGGUACGACUAGCGGCAGCGGUCCAUCCCCCGCCGCGUCGGCAGCCCUGCUGUCCCGGUCGACCUCCGGUCCAGCGCCACCGCCACCUCAUGUCACAGCCACAUCGUCGCCGUCGUCCACGUCCCUCCCUCCACAGCAGCAGUACCUUGCAGCUAUGUCAGCGAAUCAGGGAGCAGCGACGGCGGCAGCCGCGGCGACCAAGCCGACCCCGGCGCCAGCACAGCCGCCUGUGAUGAUGGCCGGACCGUCUUUGCCCUUGGCCCGGGCUGCGCAGCCGUAUUUCGGCGUCGAUUCGGCCGCCAUCCCCGCUGCGACGUCCGCGUCACCGUUGUCGGCCGCGAAUCUCAAGGCAUCCACACAGCCCACAGGCUCGCCGAUCGUGGCUUCGGCCACACAGGGACCGCCACGUCCACCGCAGCCUAUUGUGAUUGCUUCUUCUGCCUCACCGUCUUCGAGAUUAGCUCAUCCGGCUCCGGCAGGCGUUGGGUUCGACGCACAGGCUACGGGGACACCCAGUCCUAUGAGCACGCCUGCCGCGCCUGCGAUACCCAUGACGAAUGCGGCGGCUCCGGGUGUCAAUGCCGUCGGUCGACCGCCUACCGCAGUGGCAGGCCCCGGCUCAUCGUACUUGGGAUCUACCCAGGCCGCGCCGACGUCAGCCCCACCCAAUCUGCAUGCGCUGCAGCAGCAAUUGGCAAUUACGCUCGCUGCUUCGCACCUGAGUCAGGAGCAGAUCAACAGCCUGGCCAUCCAGCUGUACAAGCAGGCGCAACAGCAGCAGCAACAACAACGCGCGCAGCCUGACGGCCACUCACAAGGCUCGGCCCCGACGGGUUUGGUGGGCCAUGCGCCACGAUUCGUGCCGGUGCCGCAGCCCAGCGCAGGCUCACAUACGACGUCGUUGCCUGCGAACCAUCAUGCCACGCCCCCAUCUCGACAGACGUAG
Malassezia restricta is the source of this 3480-nucleotide messenger RNA. Its product is annotated as component of the NuA4 histone acetyltransferase complex. Lineage: Eukaryota; Fungi; Basidiomycota; Malasseziomycetes; Malasseziales; Malasseziaceae. The record is from RefSeq and is a predicted model, not a curated record. The coding region runs from base 1 to 3480 and encodes 1159 amino acids. The transcript has a single exon.